UGGUCUGACUUUAUAGUUUCUGUUUACUAUUUAGCACAUACAGCUGUACAUGCAUAUUUGGUGAUAAAUUAAACAGUUUUAAAAUAAAAUAGUGUCUUUAUUGAUUAUGCUUUCCACAUCUCCUCCGGCUGUUAGUUUGAAUGAUGCUAGUAAACCUACAGCAAAACAUCAAUCUUCCUGCGAAAAAAUGAGCACGAAUGCAAGUGAUAACAAUGAAAGUCAAGACAACACAACAAAAAUAAUAACUAAGAACAAUAUAAGUGAAAGUAGUGCUGUAAGUGGUGAUACUAAUUUGGAAAAUAAUGUGGGAACGCCAAAAAAGAAAAAUGCCCGCAAGCGUGAAAAAUUAAAGAAAUUACAAAUAACUUCACAAAAUGUAUGCUUGCAUUCAAACCCUGAAGUAAGUUUUGCUCUAGACGAUGAGUCUUUUCAAAUUCGUCCAUCUACUUCGCAAGAAGUUACAAAUCAAGUAUCCAAACCACAAAUCAAGAGUAAACAGGACACAAAAAAUUAUGUUAAACAAAAGAAUAAAGAUGUAUCCCAAACAAUAAAUGAGAGAUUGUCUCAAUUUCACGUGUCUCCCAAAUUGCAAGAUCACACGAGUGCACAGCGAAAUAAUAUGGUAAAUGAAUACUUUGUUCAACAAGUAAUUCCAUUAUAUGCAACAGCUAAUACCAGGUACCUAGAAAAUCUCUCACAUCAUCCUCAAUUCCAAUUCACACAAAAUGUUACUUCCCAGCAAUUAUUUAAUCAUUAUAGACAAACAUCCAGUGCACCUAACUCUCCAUCUGUACUAGGAAAUAUGCAUCUUAGCCCUAUUAGUUUUCCGAACUCACCAUAUAUUCAAUCAAAUUUACAUUCUCCAAAAUUCUUGCAAAACGUUAUGCAACACCCUUUAUUGAAUCAUUCAAUAAAUUCAGGCAGAAAUUUUAACAUGCCUAAUGGACCCAACAAUGGCAUUCAUUUUAAUGAAAUAGCAAACAUGUCUUCCCACCAACUGACCCCUAACCGUAAAAAUGGUAAAAAGGACCAGAAAAGUUCAGAUCAAAAAUACGAAAAUUAUAUAUCAAAAGAAGAUGUGGAAAAUGGCUUGCAAAAUAAUACACUUCUGGAAGGAGUGUUACGUAUUAAUCCUAAGCAAUUUCAACAUGCAUAUGUAUCAAGCAGUGAUCGCAGUGAGCAAGAUGUUUUGAUAGAUGGAGUAAAAAAUAGAAAUCGUGCCCUGGAAGGUGAUGUUGUAAUUGUACAAUUCUUAGACAAUGACUCUGAAGAAAAUAAGGAAGAAAGUAAACAAAAAAAAGGCAAAGUUGUGUAUAUCAAGGAGAAAGUCCAUUUACGUAAUUGUAUUGGAAUUUUAAAACUAAUGCCAGAUAAAAAUAGACAAAGGGCUCUUUUUAUUCCUAGGGAUUACAGAAUGCCUAGAUUAAAUAUACCCUGCACAUUCUGGCCAGAUAAUUUUUAUAAUGAUUCAAAAAGAUAUGAGAAUACACUGUUUUUAGCAAAAAUAAUGGAUUGGUUUGAUACAAGAUUUGCUAUAGGCAAAAUUGUGUGUAACAUUGGUGAGACAGGAGAUAUACAAUCAGAAACACAGGCCAUUUUAGCACAAACUGACAUAGACGUCAAACCUUUUGGUUUGGAAGUGAGGCAUUUAUAUCCUAAUUUAGAUUAUGUUAUACCAGAAGAGGAAAUUAAAUUGAGAGAAGAUUGUCGAAACAUGUGCAUUUUCAGCAUUGACCCUUAUAACUGUCGUGAUAUAGAUGAUGCUAUUUCAUGUAGAGUUCUAGAAAAUGGCAAUUAUGAAUUAGGUGUGCAUAUAUCUGAUGUAUCACAUUUCUUAACAGAGGACACUAUACUAGAUGAGAAAGUUGCUGAAAAGGCAACAACUGUGUAUAUGGUUGAAAAGGCAUAUCACAUGUUACCAGAUGAACUUUGUACUCUUUGUUCUUUGUUUCCUGGAGUAGAUAAACUUGCUUUUUCUAUAUUUUGGGAGAUAACAGAUGAUGCACAAGUUGUAAGUACAAGAUUUAGUAAAACUGUUAUUCAUUCAUGUUGCCAAUUAGCUUAUGAAAAUGCACAGGCUGUUCUUGAAAAUAAAGUUGAUGCUGAAUCAAACUUUCCCGAAAUUUGCAACAAUUUUAAAUAUGAGGAUGUGAACAAAACAAUAAAAAUUUUGGGUAAGAUUUCAUCCAUUUUAAGGAGGCGACGGUUCGAAGGUGGGGCAUUAAGAAUUGAUCAACCCAAAGUCUCCUUCCACUUAAGCCCAAAAAAUGGAAUGCCGGAGUCUUUUUGGAUUUAUGAAAGUAAAGAAAGCCAUCAGCUCAUUGAAGAAUUUAUGUUACUUGCAAAUAUGUCUGUUGCGCAAAAAAUUUACGAAGAUUAUCCUCAACUAGCAUUUUUAAGAUGUCAUCCAGAGCCAAGUGGCUACAUGUUACGCCAGUUGGAGAAAUCGUUGAAACCCAUGGGCAUAGACCUUGAAAUAUCAUCUGCUGGUGAUUUGCAUAAGUCACUUUUACCAUAUGUAGGUCCCUCUAACACUGAUAAAGGAAAAGCAAUGGUUUUAAGUAUGUUGUGUGCAAAACCUAUGGCAAGAGCUAAAUAUUUCUGUGCUGGUGGUUCUGAAGAAGACUUCCAUCACUAUGCACUGAAUGUUCCACUAUACACACAUUUUACAAGUCCCAUUCGACGAUAUGCAGAUAUAAUGGUUCAUAGGUUAUUAUCUGCUAGUAUUAAAUACAGAGAAGUGCCCAAGUGGGAAAUAGACAAAGUCAGAAUGGUUGCAGCACAAUGCAAUAAACAAAAAUAUAACGCUAAGAGAGCUGGUGAAUUAUCUACGGAAUUGUAUACUCUGAAAUAUAUUGAAAUGAAUUCUCCACUGACAACUGAAGCUGUGGUUGUUGAAGUUAGGGAAAAGUACAUUGAUGUCAUUGUCGUUGCUAUGGGCCUGAAUAGGAGAAUAUUCUUCAAUAAUGAUUUUCCAGGAGAAUAUAAAUGUAUAAAAAAUGACGCGGGUAUGAAAUUAUCCAAGAUGGAAUUAACAUGGCAUGCCACAGAUAAUCUACCUCAAGUUAAACAAAUUAUAAGUGUUUUUACUACAAUACAAGUCGAAAUGCAUAAGGGAGAUGAUAUGGUGAAGGUGGAAACUAAACUCGUUAGACCUCUGCAAUUAGACCCCACAUUAUAGUUAAUUAGGCACAAUGUUACUUAUAUAUUCAGGAUCUUUAAUGUUUUAUUAUAGAUGUAGUAAAUUGAAAAAAAAAAUUCACCAUUAUUGUGAAAUAAUUGCAUAAUUUUUUUAUUUAUUUAUACAUUUUAUACAAUGUGUAUGUUGGACAUGGUAUUAUGCUCUAAUAUGAGUUAUAUUGAUUUGAUGUUAUUUUUGAAAAAGUACAAGUAGAACAUUUUGAUAUUGUUAUCACAGACUUUUUAUUAUAUGACUUAAUGAAAUAAAUAAUUGUGAGUUAUCAGGUACAUACAACAGUGAAUUUCGUUUUUUUUUUUUUAAAUUGAAUAUGACAUCAUAUUUUAUGUGGACUAAAAAUUACUUCUUUAAGAUUGACAAACAAGCCACAAGAAUGUUGAAGGACAAAAGUACAUCAUUAUUUAUUUUUAUUAUAUUGACGGAUGAAAUUUUAAAUGUGGCAAUAAAUGUCACAAUAACUUAUAUUUUAUAGAAUAAGUAGUAGAUUUGUAUAAAUGUUUUACAGUUUAUGCAUAUUUUUGUAGUGACUUUUUAAUUAGUUUAGUGUAAGGCUUUCAACUCGAUUGUUUUUAUUGUCUGAUUGUUGAUAAUUAAAGAUAGAUGAAAGUUGUUACAGCAAUUUUAAACUUAAAAUAAACACUUAAUUUUUUUUUUAUAUAAAUUGGGAAGUGUUAUCAUAGUUGUUCUGACAUCGCACUUUCGACUUUUCGAUACUUAUCUACAAUUUUAACGAAUUUUAUUAGAAAAUAAAGUGAAAUAUUAGUAAAAAAAA
Molecule: messenger RNA, 3971 nt
Organism: Zerene cesonia (dogface butterfly)
Lineage: Eukaryota; Metazoa; Arthropoda; Insecta; Lepidoptera; Pieridae
Product: DIS3-like exonuclease 2
Exons: 3
Coding region: 107-3181 (1024 amino acids)
Biological process (GO): mRNA catabolic process; miRNA catabolic process
Cellular component (GO): P-body; exosome (RNase complex)
Molecular function (GO): RNA binding; 3'-5'-RNA exonuclease activity
Source: RefSeq, a predicted model, not a curated record